Molecule: messenger RNA, 1780 nt
Organism: Klebsormidium nitens
Lineage: Eukaryota; Viridiplantae; Streptophyta; Klebsormidiophyceae; Klebsormidiales; Klebsormidiaceae
Source: the annotation of a GenBank genome assembly
AGCUUCUCUAGAAUUCUGAGCUUCUUGUCUCUUUGUAUAACUAAUAGUCCAGUGAAGACGCCCAUUUUCAACCUUUCUUGUUCCAGUUGCUGCCUUCUCGGAGUAAGCGGCACUACAGCGGCCAAGCUUUCCGGUUUUCUGACUCAGCUGGGCCUCACAAUUGAGUCAAGAGUUCUUGUAGAAUCGAGUAAGCCGUUUAGCGCGGGCAAUCGACGCUGUCCUUUGAUGAGCUAAUCUGGAUCAGAGACUCAAUCGCAGAGAAUUCUUGCAGUUUAAGAGGGUUUAGCGUCUGAAUUUAGCUGGGUGCAAUCACACCUGCUUUCAAGAGCAAGCUUACCGCAGCGUUGGAGCCGGGUAGAGGAACCCGAGAUGGCUCUCUCAGUAGAGUUGCAAAGCAGAACUGUCUUGCCAUAUCGGCAAGAUGAGUCCGCAGGAUCCUCAAGGGCAGCAGGGGCCAGUGGGCAACCCGUCUUUCAAGCAAGGCGUGUGUGCCAGGGUUCUGCAAAACGCCAAGAGCAGAACCUGAGGAAGGGCGUUUUGGGGCGGAAAGUUGGCCUUUCGAAAGUGCCUGGCAUUGUUCCGUCCUUCGACCCUGUCUGUGGAAACAGCAGAUGGUCAAUGAAGGCCGUGUCGGCUCCGCCAGCAAAGAGUAAAGACUACUUGCCUCCUCCAGAGGACUCUGCAACCGGGUGGGAGGCGGGGUUGAUUGGGGUGGAGAGAAGAAUAAACCACGCGCUAACGGAUUUCGUCGUCAUUCUUCUGGAUGCGUUCUACGCGGACAGGCACUACGCACGCUUUUACGUCCUGGAAACAAUCGCUCGGGUUCCUUAUUUUUCUUAUGUUUCGGUUUUACAUAUGUAUGAGAGCUUUGGGUGGUGGCGGCGAGCAGACUACAUCAAGGUUCACUUUGCUGAAUCGUGGAACGAGCUGCAUCACCUGCUCAUUAUGGAGUCGCUGGGAGGCGACCGGCGGUGGAUCGACCGCUUUCUGGCGCAACACGUGGCAGUCGUCUACUACCUCCUGUGUUGCAUCAUCUACCUGGUCAGCCCGAGAAUGGCGUAUCACUUGAUGGAGUGCGUCGAGACGCACGCGUACCACACGUACGACUCGUUCCUGGCAACUUUCGGCGACAAGCUUAAGACGAAGCCGGCCCCGGAGGUCGCCGUCAAGUAUUACACCGAGGGAGACCUGUACAUGUUUGACGAGUUUCAGACGGCCGCCACACCGGGCGUCCGGCGACCCAAAAUAGAGAACUUGUACGAUGUGUUUGUAAACGUGAGGGAUGACGAGGGAGAGCACUGCAAAACGAUGCGGGCCUGCCAAACCGCAGGUUCCAUAUCGUCUCCCCAUCAGGACACGCCCGUCCUGCCUGGCGAUCUUUGUAGCGGCGUUGUCGAAUGCAGCACCACUGCGGUGUCGGCUGCUGAUAGGUUCUUGAAACACGGCGUCCCUAUCGAUGAUACCCUUUAGCUGCGCGUUCGGAAAUGUACUGCGCUGCUUUAGGUAAAAGUUUGUGAUAAGAAGAGACAAUGAGGAACUCACGGUCAGCGCUGGGGUAAGCGCGGUAUUGAGGUUGUACAGUAGUGGUAUGUGGAAGUUAGUUGGGUUAGUGAAGCGAUCUGUUCGGUGCAGGCGGCCAUUGCCGCGUCGUCUGGAACUGAAAGGUUCAUGCAUGACCCGUACCUUUAUCUGUGACGAAGAUUGUUUCUGUGCUUGGGCACAGGAUGGGAUUGUCAAACUGCACGAACUUAGGAUUGUUCCCGCAUGCUAUGAUUGGAUU